Molecule: messenger RNA, 2780 nt
Organism: Cynoglossus semilaevis (tongue sole)
Lineage: Eukaryota; Metazoa; Chordata; Actinopteri; Pleuronectiformes; Cynoglossidae
Product: green-sensitive opsin-like
Exons: 5
Coding region: 1011-2069 (352 amino acids)
Biological process (GO): visual perception; G protein-coupled receptor signaling pathway; phototransduction
Cellular component (GO): membrane
Molecular function (GO): G protein-coupled receptor activity
Source: RefSeq, a predicted model, not a curated record
UCCUUCAUAUCCAGACUUACUGUGUUCACUCCUGCUUGCAGGUGUGUGUGUGUGUGUCAUGUGUGUCGUCUUGUCCUUUGUCCAGUGCAGAAUGUUCAUCAUGGACCGAGGCCGAGCUGCAGAGACAUGAUGAUAAAGAGCCAGCAAAAAACCAUGAGUCCAAAAUAUUUUCCUUAAUGGAAACUCAGUAAAAACUCUGACAAAUAAUACCAGAAGUCAUUAAACAACGUUCUGUCUCCAUAAACUCAACCUUCAUUAGUGAAAUACACACCUGCUGAAACCAAACUGACCAGAACCAGAACCCUCGCCGCCUGUUUCUUCAGUCUUCCUCCAACAGCGUGUCACCUUUUUUUCUUCACCUCUUCAGAAUCCCAACACUUUGUUUCUGAUCCCUGGUGCCUUCACAUGCAAAAAUCAGAGGGAUUACCCCCGGCCUUCUGUCUGUUCCCGUGCAUUAAGCACCGUGUGGAGAGUGUUAUAAUGCAGUUAAAUACAUCAGGAAGCUGUGAUUACAUCUGAGCAGAGCCUCUGUUUUAGCCCAUGAUUAAAAAAACACACAUUUGUCGACAUUAUUCUGCUUCACCUGCAGAUUCAUCAACAGUGAACAUGAACUUCAGGAGGAAAGCAAAGCAGUCAUUCCAAAUAUUCAAAUUGUGUACACAAAGACAGCUACUGUACACAGGUUUGUUUGUUUUUUAAUAAUAAACUUUUUUAUGUCAAGCUUUUUGUAGGAACUACAGAAUUCUGCAGCAGCUCAAACAAUUUUUAAAAGCAAAAUAAUUUUCACUGAUUUAACAAGAGUUUAAAACAGCUUUAAGUCCGUUAAGCCCCACUUCCUCACAAUCUCCUUGUAAUCUGAUUUUGCUAAUUUGAGGAUAACCUCCGGGGGCAGUAUAAAUACAACACCCUCCAGAACCGACUGUGCAGGGUUUUCUUACCGCCACCACUGACAGCUGGUUGACCUCGCACUUUGGUGACAGCUUUGAAAGGGAAAAAGAAGGCAAAUAACGAUGGGCUGGGACGGAGGAUUUGAGCCCAAUGGCACCGAGGGCAAGAACUUUUACAUCCCCAUGUCCAACAGGACCGGGAUCGUCAGGAGCCCCUUCGAAUACCCCCAGUAUUAUUUGGCAGAUCCUAUUUUCUACAAGUUGUUGGCUUUCUACAUGUUCUUCCUCAUCUGCACCGGAACACCCAUCAACGGACUGACGUUGUUCGUCACGGCUCAGAACAAGAAACUCAGGCAACCUCUCAACUACAUCCUGGUCAACCUGGCCGUGGCCGGACUCAUCAUGUGCGCCUUCGGAUUCACCAUCACCAUCACCUCCGCCUUCAACGGCUACUUCGUUCUCGGAGCCACUGCCUGUGCCGUAGAGGGCUUCAUGGCCACACUGGGAGGUGAGGUUGCUCUGUGGUCUCUGGUGGUCCUGGCUGUCGAGAGGUACAUUGUCGUCUGCAAACCUAUGGGAAGCUUCAAGUUCACUGGAACCCACGCAGGAGCUGGAGUCGUUUUCACCUGGAUCAUGGCCAUGGCUUGUGCCGCGCCCCCACUGUUUGGCUGGUCCAGAUAUCUCCCUGAAGGCAUGCAGUGCUCCUGUGGACCUGACUACUACACUCUGGCUCCAGGCUUCAACAACGAAUCAUACGUCAUCUACAUGUUUGUCGUCCACUUCUUCCUGCCCGUCUUCAUCAUCUUCUUCACUUACGGAAGCCUCGUGAUGACAGUCAAAGCUGCUGCAGCCCAGCAGCAGGAGUCGGCCUCCACCCAGAAGGCUGAGAAGGAAGUGACACGCAUGUGUGUCCUGAUGGUGUUCGGCUUCCUGAUCGCCUGGACUCCAUAUGCCACCUUCGCUGGCUGGAUCUUCAUGAACAAAGGUGCCGCCUUCGGGGCACUGACUGCAGCCAUCCCGGCCUUCUUUGCCAAGAGCUCAGCCUUGUACAACCCAGUGAUCUACGUGCUGAUGAACAAACAGUUCCGUAAUUGUAUGCUAACCACAAUUGGAAUGGGCGGCAUGGUAGAGGAUGAGACUUCAGUUUCUACAAGCAAGACAGAGGUGUCCUCUGUGUCUUAGUCAAUGUCCACAGAUCACUGGACACCCGUCGUCUCCACACAUUAUACUCAGGUUUAUAAAUCUCGACGUUUUGCCAAAUGGAAUUUGGAAUUUGGUGAAAAGACUCUUGACAGACUGAAGAAUUCAAGGAACUCAUUCCAUUCUAACAGCUCUUGUGUGAGGAAGAGAGAGAGAGAGAGAGAGAGAGAGAGAGUGAGUGAGUGAGUGCACCGCAGACAACACGGUUCUCAAAAUACGGCACCCUGCAAGAAAAGCUUGAAAACCUGCUGAAAUGUAAAAACACCUUCUGUCGCUAAAUAUGAUGAUCACGCAUUAUGUAUAAUACUGGUCUUACAUGAAUAAUUAUUUUUAUGUAUAUCAUGAAAAAAUGUAAAAAAAUAAACAUGUACAGUAUUGACUAGGUAAUAAAUGCAUCUACAAAAAGAACUACACGUGUGCAAUGUUUUCCUUUUGGGUUUGUUUUCAGCCUUAAUCAUUAUUAACCAAAAAUAUAUAGAUAUAUCCUUUUAUAAAUUGCAGAUUAAAAAUAUAUAUUUAUUUUUUUAAGAAACUGUAAUUUAUUAACCAAAGUAGUUAAAUCAACUGGACUGGUGAUCAGUUCAGUUUAGAACUGUACUGAUCGAGGAUCAUAAUGUAUUAAUUUUUUAUUUUUUUUAUUGGUUCAUUUGAAAAUGUCUCAUAAUUUAUUUUCUGACACUUGUUUUUAUUUUU